Molecule: messenger RNA, 4483 nt
Organism: Xyrauchen texanus (razorback sucker)
Lineage: Eukaryota; Metazoa; Chordata; Actinopteri; Cypriniformes; Catostomidae
Product: zinc finger and BTB domain-containing protein 21-like
Exons: 2
Coding region: 102-3176 (1024 amino acids)
Biological process (GO): regulation of transcription by RNA polymerase II
Cellular component (GO): nucleus
Molecular function (GO): protein binding; RNA polymerase II cis-regulatory region sequence-specific DNA binding; DNA-binding transcription factor activity, RNA polymerase II-specific
Source: RefSeq, a predicted model, not a curated record
CAAGAUGGAUGGAAUCACGACUGCCUCACGCUCAACGCAACUCUGAAACAAAGUCCUGUGUCGGAGCUAAGCGGUGUCCACAGCCAGCAAACUAGACUAAAAUGGAGAGCCUGGUGCACUACUGUAACCAUGCCCAUGGUAUAUCACUGCUGGGUGCCCUCAACGAGCAAAGGUUAAGGGGCCAGCUAUGUGAUGUUGUCUUGAUAGUGGGUGACCAACAGUACCAGGCCCAUAAAAGCGUCCUCGCAUCCUGUAGUGAGUAUUUCCAGUCUGUAUUCUCCCAGAAGGACAUAGAGAACAGUUCCACCAUUCAACUCAACUUCUGCGAGCCUGAUUCUUUUGAGAUUGUGCUAAACUACAUCUACUCAUCAUCUCUGUUUGUGGAGAAAUGCAGCUUGGCAGCCAUACAGGAGCUGGGAUAUAGCCUUGGCAUUCCCUUUCUAACCAACAUCAUGUCCAUAAGACCUCAGGCAUCAUUCUGUGUGUCAAGAAAACGCAUAUCGUUGUCAGAGGAGGAUGAUGGUGCUUAUCAAAAGAGAAGUGUUAUUGUACAUCAAGGUCAAGAUGAUCAGCCUGACAUGGAUUUGUUUCCUAGAAGAAGUCUUCAGGGAAGACCAUUUAAACAGGCCACAGCAAUGAUCUCAGAGCAGCCCUCACACGCACAUGAUUUCAGUGAUCAGAGUCACUCAGGACAUGUCAAACCAAAUAAAAAAGAGUCUAACAGUACCUUCAUUAGAGGACAUUCAAACAAAAACCCAGUUGACUGCAAAUCUAUCAUCUCCUCUCCAACAUCCAUAUUGAGACAUCGAACUGAAUACCGACCACCAUCUAUGCGACCACAACUAACGUCUUCAGUUUCUUUCAGCGAGUCUGUACAGCAUUCUAGUUUACAGUCAGACCAACCUGACGACUCGAUAGAAGACAGAAUGGAGUCUUUGCAUGAUUCGAAACCAGCAGUAGAACAUCAAGGUCCACACAACCAAACCAUAGAUCGCAGUGGGCCACUUAUCAAAAGUCUGCUACGCAGAUCCUUGUCCAUGGAUAGUCCGGUUCCGGUUUUCUCUCCAGCCCUGGAGCUGAAGGACUCGCAAAGUCUGAAACAGUCUGUGGUGAAGUUAAUGACAGCAACAGGAAGGUCACCGUCGUCUGAAAGUGAGGAUCAGGUGUUGAAAGAAAUACCACUUCUUCUCAGGUCGAGACAACGGAACAUAUAUGAGACGGAAGGCACUCAGACGCCUCCACUAAGAAUUAAAACGGAGCCCAGCAGUCCUCUCGCAGACCCUUCUGAAAUUGUUCGCAUCACUGUUGGAGAUAAUUUUCCUGUCAAUUUUAAAGACUUUCAGGCCAACUAUGACAAAGGCCCCAGAGGAUAUUUCACUCCCUCGAUGAAGAGGAAGAAUAAGAUGGACGGUGGUUACAUGCCCUUUAAGAGAAACAGGCCUGUUAAUGAACAUCACGUCUUGCAUCAGGACAGUACGUUCAAUGAGGGACCUUACAAUUCUAACAAGGACAGUCGCAACGAGGAACCUGGAGAACUUAGGCCAAACAAAAUGUUUAAAUGCUGGACCUGCCUGAAGGUUUUCAGGUCGAAUGCAGGUCUUUAUCGCCACGUGAACAUGUAUCACAACCCAGAGAAGCAGUAUGCUUGUGACAUCUGUCACAAACGGUUUCACACCAACUUCAAAGUCUGGACACACUGCCAAACUCAGCAUGGCGUGGUGCAAAAUCCUGCACCCUCCUCCAGUUCCUAUUCCGUUCUGGAUGAGAAAUUUCAAAGAAAACUGAUCGAUAUUGUCAGAGAACGUGAGAUAAAGAAGGCUUUGAUCAUGAAGCUCCGGAGAAACCAGCAAGGCCUGCAGUCACAACCCUUUGGCAGGAAAUCAAGGCGAUCAAAAUCAUAUGGAUGCCCGUUUUGUGGCAAAAUGUUCCAUUUCCAGUCACAAUUAAAGCUCCACAUGAAGGGACACUCUGGUGAGACAGCCGACCUUGACCCAGAUUCUAAGAGAGAUCUUCAAUACGAACAGCAGCAGUUGGUGAAUCUUAAAGAGAACCAAGACCUUGAUGUCUUUUCUUGUCGGCUUUGCAAUGAGAAACUGCCUUCUCUAACUGAAUUGGAAGACCAUGAGAGUGCAUGCAGGUAUUCUACUGUUUGCCCAUAUUGUGGCCUCCGAUUCUCAAACACACUUGUCAAGAAAGACCACGAAGCUCACUGCAAGUACAAAAAGCUGACCUGCCUUGAAUGCAUGCGCACAUUUAAGUCCUCUUUCAGUAUAUGGCGCCAUCAGGUCGAAGUUCACAAUCAGAAUAUGAUGACCGUGAAAGAGCAGCUGACUCUUGGUAUUCAGGAAAGCAAUCACGAUGAAUCAUCUGAUGUUCUCGGAGUUCCACCUCCUCCUCAGGGCUCGAUGCAUGAAACCAGAGAGGAUGUGGUGUACAGCGACUCAUCAGUUACACCCAUGUUUGAUUCUGAAGACUCAUCAUCUUAUGUCCCUGAGGACUUGAGUCAAGGAGAGCUGCAGGUGAAAGAGGAACCUCAAGAGGAAGCUGUGUCAGCCAAGGAUAACAUGAGUGCAACCUCUAUUGGAUCGGAGGAGCCAGGUGUGUGGCCAUGUGAAAAGUGUGGGAAGCUUUUCAGCUCCCACAAAGACCUGGAACGACAUCAAGAACUGCUUUGUCACAUCAAACCCUUCAUCUGUCACAUAUGUCACAAAGCAUUCAGGACCAACUUCCGUCUCUGGAGCCAUUACCAGUCCCAUAUGUCUGCAUCUGAAGAGCCAGGCAUGAGAGAGAUUGAUAGACUUACGUCUUCUCCGUCACCUUCUCCACCUCUCACGAUUGCUGGCCCAGAACCUCCAACUUCUCAAGCAUCUCCUAUCAAAGUGAGCCAAUCUGGGGUGGCUGCCUCAGAGGAGGAGCCCAGAGGCUCCAUGUCACCAUCAACCAGACUCAAGAAGCCAGACCAAGACAAGGCUGGUGAUGAUGAACCUGGAGAACAAUGUCAUGCCAAGUCUGACACCACAGACAAAGCUAUUACACCUCAGGAAUCCGACACACUAUUUUACCAUGCCCCGACCCUCUCUGCGCUUGCCUUUAAAAGGCAGUACAUGUGUAAAUUCUGUCACAGGACAUUUAAGACGGCAUUCAGUCUAUGGAGUCAUGAACAGAGCCAUACAUAAGAGCCCUAUUUGCAGAGUUGCACUUUUGCCAUAGUUUCUGCUUAAAAAUAUAGUUAAUCAAUACAAAUUAAGAACAUUUGGUCAUCAUUUACCCUCAGCAUGAUAGUGUCAUUGACAAUUUACGUUGCAUAAUUUUUCCAUACAGUACAUGCUUCCUGUUCCACAGACGGAAGAACGUCAAAAUUGGUUUGGAAAAAAUAUUAGUGAUCAAAUGAUGAAAGAAUUUUCAUUUCGUUUGAGCUAUCCCUUUAAAGGACUUAAAAUCACAUGAUUCAUAUUGGGAUACACUUUUUUUUCAGGUUUGUCAAACCCAGGGAUAUAUGGAUAGCAUUUGAUCAUAGUUAAUAUUACAUUUUUCAUUAAAUAGUAUUCAGAUUGUCAAGUCAAAUGCAUCUUGGACUGCGUGGCCAAGUGAUGCAGAAAUUUGUUUUCUAAAUCAUUAUUCAUACAUACCCUGUAUUGUUUAUUUAUAAUUAUUAUAUUACAUUUACUUUUCUGGCACCAAUGAUCAAGAAAGAGAGACUGUUAUAAUGAUUUUUUUUAAUUUGAUUUUAAAUCUAUUAUUUUUAAAAUCAACGUUUACAUUUUGUUUUGCAGAAGACAUACCGAUAAUCCACCUCUCUUGUUUUAGUGGCCUUUUUGCAGUUAUUUAGCACUUUCAAGCAAUUCCAAAUAAAGUUUUUCUCUAUUAAAAGCACAUGAUGGUGCAGACAGAAAUGGCUCCUAAAUGCAGCAUUUCAGUUACAAGUCAGCCAAAAAUUCCAUUAAGUUACUGAAUCAACAAACGUCACUCUGAGCCAUGAAUCUCGUUGGACUUUGUCCACCAAAAAGAUGGAUCCAUCUCUCAUAUUCCCUCUUUUCUGGCCUAAAUUGAAUAAUCUUUAAGAUUAUUGUUUGCCUUAUUUUAGUUUGGUAAAAAAAUUUUUUAUAAGAAUAGGUAUAUAGGAAAUAAACCCAUUAAAAUGAUUGUAUUACAUCAUUGACGUUAAUUGAGAAUAUGUUAUUUUGAAAAAGUUGUAUGCUUAAAAGCAAAGUAAGCACUUUGAAACUAGCCUGAUUUAAGAUGUGUUAAAACCACAUUAAAGCAAAAAUUAAAAGCAGACUGAAAGGGCAGAUAUUGAACUUGACAGUUAACUUUGUGAACAUUCAAAGCGUGAUGAAAACGUGUUUAAUUUAAACUUUUAAGUUGUAUUUUUCCUUUGAAGAAUAAUAUGUGUUUUUGGCAUUUGUGUAGAUUUUCAUGGUAUGUCGUUUAGAGGUUGUGGAUAAAAUUCAGUGAUUGUAUUGAACAAAAAGAAGGCUUUAUA